Messenger RNA from Syngnathoides biaculeatus (alligator pipefish), 2584 nucleotides. RefSeq names its product sialin. The coding region runs from base 139 to 2094 and encodes 651 amino acids. The transcript is spliced from 10 exons. The record is from RefSeq and is a predicted model, not a curated record. NCBI's taxonomy places the organism in Eukaryota, Metazoa, Chordata, Actinopteri, Syngnathiformes, Syngnathidae. Gene Ontology annotation, molecular function: transmembrane transporter activity. Gene Ontology annotation, biological process: monoatomic anion transport; transmembrane transport.
AACGAGGCAGCAACGCGCCAAAGGUUUCUUGCCGUACCGGGCCGUUAUUUUCUUUGAAAACUCAGGUGACUCCAGUCAACAGAAGCUUUCAAUAUAAAUCAUGUCGUCUGACCCCCAAAGUGGCGAAAUUGUGAGCCAAUGAAUCGCCGCCAUCUGCCGAGUUGUCUUAUAGCUCACGUGGAACCGGCGCGGCCAUUUUGCGGUGCCUCCGAGCAGUUUGCAGAUUUGCGCUUUUCCGGACGCGGCCCCGUGACGUCACGCGCAAAAACAGCACCGCCAGCAAAAAAUGUUGCCACAAGUCAACAGCGGACUGGGCCGACGCGUCAAACGCGAGACGAGCGACGAGAGACGAGCGACGAGCGACCUCGUUUCUACCUUUUGUCUUCCCCUGACAACCGACACCAGGCGCCGGCACGCCACGGUCGAGUGAUCGCGCCCGGCGGCGGCCGCCAUGGAGCAGCCGGACGACAGCCGCUCGGUCGACGCGGCGCCGUCGAACGAGAGCCGAGACGACGACCCGCUCAUCCGGGACGUUCCAGCGUGGCCAUGGUCGCCAUGGUGAACGCCAGCCAGCCCGCGCCGGGCCUCAACGGCUCGUGUCCGCUGCCCGCCGGCCUGGGGAACGCCAGCCAGAAGUUGGAGCAGCCCGACGGGACGCCGCAGUACCCGUGGGACGCCGAGACCCAGGGCUGGCUGCUGGGGGCCUUCUUCUUCGGCUACAUGUGCACGCAGAUCCCGGGGGGCUACCUGUCGGGACGCUACGGGGGCAGCCGGUUGCUGGGUUUGGGGGUGCUGGUCACGGCCGCCCUCACGCUCCUCACGCCGCCGGCGGCCCGGCGAGGACCCCGCUGGCUCUUCGCCCUGCGAGCGCUGGAGGGCCUGGCCGAGGUCACGUCGUCGUCGUCGUCGUCUUCGGAAAACGCGCACGUACACAUGCACGCCAGCCCGAAAAACUCGUGUAGCACGAGAAUGGGUGGGCUGUUGUUUGAUUGGGGAGCCAGAUACCUGUUUGAUUCGUUGAUUGAUUUCAAAGCGAGUCCCGCCCACCUCAGGGCAGGGCAGGGCACAAAAGCUUCGGCAAAAACAAUGUGUGUGUGUGUGUGCGUGCGGCAGGGCGUGACCAUCCCGGCGAUGAUGUCCAUGUGGGCGCGCUGGGCGCCGCCUUUGGAGCGCUCGCAACUCAUCUCUCUGUCGGGCAACGGCGCCAACUUUGGUGCCUUCCUGGCGAUGCCGCUCACCGGGUUCCUCUGCCAAGCGCUGGGCUGGCCCGCCGUCUUCUACCUUUGCGGGGUCGCCGGGUGCCUGUGGGCCGUCCUUUGGUUCCUCCUGGUGUGGGACGACCCCCGCGCCCAUCGGCGAAUCAGCAAAGAGGAGAGAGAUUACAUCGUCGCCGCCGUGGGCCAUCAGGGCGGCGGGCACGGCUGGUCGGUGCCCGUGCUGAGCAUGGUGACGUCGGUGCCGCUGUGGGCCAUCGUGGUGACCCAGAUGUGCUCCAACUGGUCCUUCUACACGCAGCUCACCUCGCUGCCCACCUACAUGAGCAACAUGCUGCACUUUGACCUCAAGGCGAACGGCUUCCUUUCGGCGCUGCCCUACCUGGCGGCCUGGCUGACCGCCACGCUGACGGGCUUCGUGGCCGACCGCCUCAUCGAGCGGAGAGCGUUGAGCGUCACGGCCGUCCGCAAACUCUUCACGCUGACAGGGAUGCUGUUUCCCGCCGUUUUCCUGCUGGCGUUGGCGUACGCGGGCUGCAGCCCGGCGCUCACCGUGGCCUUCCUCACGCUGACGUCGGCCACCGCGGGCACCAGCGGCUCCGGCGUCUUCAUGAACCAGAUCGACAUCGCUCCGCGGUACGCCGGGUUUCUCCUGGGAAUCACCAACACGUUCGGGACCGUUCCGGGGGUCGUGGCCCCCAUCGUGACGGGAUACUUCACCGAGGACCACACCAUGGAGGGCUGGAGGAAAGUCUUCUGGGUUUCGGCCGGCGUCAACUUGAGCGCCGCCGUCAUCUACACGCUGUUUGGAAGCGGCGAGGUCCAGCCGUGGGCCCUGCCGCGGGAGGACGAGGAGGCGCGCGAGGGGCGGACGGCGUAAGAAGUGGCAGCUUCUUCGGCUUGAUCCUUUGAAAUGGGGCAUCCGGGGACUCUUCUUUCAGUGGUCUUUGGUGGUUCAGGGGGUCCGCCUCGGGCCGAGCGCCGACAGUUUUGGCUUCGGGCUUUGAUGGGCGACCGCUGACGAGCAGUCCGGAAGCUUCCGACGCGCAUUUCUCGGAUUACGGCUCGUUUGUUCUUUUCUUUGCAAUGUAACAGUUACACUCGAUGGUUGCGCGGGACGACUUUGACGAAACCUGUGAAGCAAGUCGAGCUCUUUUUGCAAGCAUAAAAGAAAAACACCACAAGCCUGAAAGAGGACCGACACAUUCCGCAUUAUGCCAACAGUGAUUAUGAGGUCUUAUGGAAAGUAUUAUGAAACAUCAAAGCACACGUUUGGGUAUUCCUUUGACCGGUCUGUGCGGGGUUUGAAAUGCUCACCUACUGUAUAUGUACCUUGUUACACAAAAGUUUUGUCAUAAAACUUGAAGCUU